UCCACGUGUGUGGGCUUCCAAAAUUAUUUCGAUUCGAGGGUUUAAUAAAAGGAGGAGAGUCGGGAGCAGGGCAUCUACUUCUCUUUACUUUCUCACUCUCCAUUUCUUCCUCUCUAGGGUUUCUACUACCUCUCUCUCAGAUUCGAAUAUGAGCCGACACCCUGAAGUGAAGUGGGCUGAAAGGGAGGACAAGAUCUAUCUCACCGUGCUUCUGGCAGAUGCGAAAGACCCUAAGGUCAAUGUUGACCCUGAUGGUACAUUUACAUUUUCUGCCGCUGCUGGGACUGACAGUAACCUCUAUGAACUCAAGUUGGAGCUACUUGAUAAGAUCAAUGCAGAGGAGUGCAAGAUAAACAUAGGUGUGCGCAGCAUCGUCUGUGUAUUGGAGAAAGCUGAGAAGAAAUGGUGGACAAAGUUGUUGCGUGGAAAUGAGAAGACACCUCACUACGUGAAAGUAGAUUGGGAUAAAUGGGUAGAUGAAGAUGAUGAUGCUGGUGCACCGUCAGACUUAGAUUUAGGUGGAAUGGAUUUCUCGAAAUUUGGUGAUAUGGGUGGCAUGGGAGGCAUGGGUGGAAUGGGUGGCAUGGGUGGAAUGGGCGGCAUGGAUAUGAGUGCCUUGGCUGGAAUGGGUGGCAUGGGUGGAAUGGGCGGCAUGGAUAUGAGCGCCUUGGCUGGAAUGGGUGGCAUGGGCGGAAUGGGUGGCAUCGGAGAUGAUGCUAUGGGAAAUGACUUCGAAGACAGUGAUGAUGAAGAGGUGACAAAACCAGAGGGGGAGGCAGUUCCCAAGGCAGAAGCAGAAGCAGAAUCAUUGAAGGAUAAAGCAGAACCCUUGCCGAGCUCAUGAAUGACGAUGUGAUACAGACUGGCGUAUGUUUUCCGCUUGGAUUUCCUUCUUUUAUUUAGUGAUAUGUUGCGUAGGUGUGCUUUCUGUGAGAGUAAUGGCUUCUUUGCCUGAAUUUUUAUAGUACUCAACCAAUUUUAAUUUUAUUUUAUUGUACUCUCUGGGCAGAGAAAUAUUUCCAUCCAAUCUGUGUUGUAUUUUUAAGCCAA
Molecule: messenger RNA, 1050 nt
Organism: Salvia splendens (bonfire salvia)
Lineage: Eukaryota; Viridiplantae; Streptophyta; Magnoliopsida; Lamiales; Lamiaceae
Exons: 6
Coding region: 149-844 (231 amino acids)
Biological process (GO): protein folding; chaperone-mediated protein complex assembly
Cellular component (GO): cytosol; nucleus
Molecular function (GO): Hsp90 protein binding; protein-folding chaperone binding
Source: RefSeq, a predicted model, not a curated record